AUGGGGUUGUUCGAACUCGAAACCUUCUUCAAUCUUUUUGGCAUAUCCUUCAAGAUCAUAUUUCUAUACGAAUCGCGAAGGUUCCCGUGGAAUUUUCGGGUAAUCGUUCAAAAAGAUCUCAUCAUUGUUGAUGAUGGAUGCAUUUUUUCUCUGUUAGUUAUAUUGUUGUACUGGACGCCGUCGUCGCCUUCAUCUGACGGCGGGGAUCUCGCCGUCCACCAAUUGAUCCUGGGUCCGCACACAUCCGAUGAUUUCCCUAAUUUCUCAUGCUCGCUGACGCCGAUCUCUCGAGAGAUCCCUCCUCCACCAUCGCUUCAUUUUGAAAAGAAGAAGAAACAGAAGAAGAGAAGGGACACGUGAAAGAGAUGAAGAAGAAAAAGGAUAGAAGAAAAGGGAGAAGAGAUGGAAACGUGAAAAGAAUAAUAAGAGAGAGAAGGAAGAAAGAGAUAAAAGUGAAUGAGAGAGAAUAAUUAAUUAUUAGGUUGAUUGUGGAAUUAGUUUUUUGUAACUUCCCA
Messenger RNA from Striga asiatica, 515 nucleotides. The record is from the annotation of a GenBank genome assembly. Lineage: Eukaryota; Viridiplantae; Streptophyta; Magnoliopsida; Lamiales; Orobanchaceae.